AUAUUUUUGAUGAAAUAUUUACUAUCAGUGUUCGGAGUACAAAGGGUUUAAGCCAAAAAAAUCGUGAUCCAAUUUAUUCCCAUAAGAACACGAGAAUUUCAUCAUUCAUCUUCACUCUUUCGAUUUCGAUUUCACAAUCGCAUUCUCUCUCGCACACCGUAACCUCAUCGAUAAUCAAUUCAAGUUGUUUUCCGAUAGUGUAGAAGGAUUUGUUGAGAUGAAGAGACGGUUAGCUAUUUCAGAUGAUGAACCUGAAUCUGAGACUGAGUUUCAGUCUCUUCUUGUAUCGAAUUAUCAUCUUGAAGAUGACGAAGAUGAACCUGUGUCUUUUUCUGUUUUGCCGAUUCAAUGGAGUGAUUCCAAGGUUUCUAAUGUUGAUGAUGACAAAAGAGGGAAGACAUUCCUACACGGAACUUCUGAUAGUGGAUUGCAGAAGAUUUUCAUGCAGGUUACUGCUUGGAAGUUUGAUAUUUCUGGUUUGAAACCUGAGGUAUUGUUGCUAUCAAAGGAUGGAAGGUGGAUCAAGCUUCAGAAGCCACGGAAAAGCUUUCAGGAUGUUAUUAAAACUGUUUUAAUUACGCUUUACUUUCUUCAUUGUGUUAAGAAGAAGCCUCGAUUAUCUACUGUGUCUUUUUGGAGUAACUUGUGUAAGGAUAGGGAUUUGAGCUCUUAUGGGUUUAAACCUUCACACAAGGAUUUACUGGAUCAUAUGCCUUUGAUUGGUGAAGCUACCAGAAGAGAUGUUGUCUUGGCUCGGUCUAAGCUUUUGCUCACAGUUUUAGGGGACAAGCCAGAGUAUCAAAAACUAUCUUAUGAGGAAUUUGAAGAUUUGUCACAACCUGGGUUUAGAGAUGAUGAUACUGACAAUGACAUCAUCGAUGAAACUGAUGAAGACUCAAAAGUAGAGGAUGAUUUGUUUGAUUCUGUUUGUGCAAUAUGUGACAAUGGUGGUGAUCUUCUAAUGUGUGAUGGAGCAUGCAUGAGGUCAUUUCAUGCUACUAAGGCGGAUGGUAGGGAAUCUCUGUGUGAUUCUCUUGGUUUUACAAAGAAGCAAGUUGAUGAUAUUGAGACAUUUUAUUGUAAAAAUUGCGAAUAUCGUCAGCAUCAAUGCUUUGCAUGUGGCGAGCUGGGUUCUUCUGAUAAAGAUAAGGGUGCUGAGGUCAUUAAAUGUGCUUCUGAAACAUGUGACCGUUUCUACCAUCCACAUUGUGUCGCAAAGUUACUCCCCCCUGAGAAACAUAUUGCUGAGGGGAAACCCUUUACCUGUCCAAUUCAUUUUUGUUGUGUCUGUAAAGGAUUGGAGAAUAAGAUGGAACAUGAGUUGCAAUUUGGAGUUUGUAACCGAUGUCCAAAGUCAUAUCAUCGCAAAUGUUUGCCAAUAGGGAUUGCUUUUGACAUCGAUGGUGUUCAAACAAGGGCUUGGGAAGGUCUUUUGCCAAACAAUCGCAUUCUUAUAUAUUGCUUAAAUCAUGAGAUCAUUGAUAAGCUUGGGACUCCUGUAAGAGAUCAUGUGAAAUUCCCCGACAUUGGAGCUAGUGUUCUGGAAAAUAAUAUUUCUAAUAAGAGGAUGAAGCCUACAACUAAAGAGAGAGGUAUAUUGGAGAACAAUGUUAGUUUUAUUAAAUCAUCUGGGAAGAGCACUGCAAAUCAUGAGAUCAAUGAGAAGCUUGGGACUCCUGUAAAAGAUCAUAUAAAACUCCCCGAUGCUAAAGCUAGUGUUCGGGAAAGUAAUACUUCUAGUAAGAGGUUGAAACCUACAACUAAAGAGAGAGUUAUAUUGGAGAACAAUGUUGGUUAUGAUGAAUCAUCUGGGAAGAGCACUGCAGCAGGAUCUAAAGUAACUAGGGAGACAGUUCUAGCAUUGGAGAACAAUUUUGGCUUUGAUAAAUCAUCUGGGAAGAGCACUGCAGCAGGUUCUAAAGCAACCAACGAGAGAGUUGCAUUGGAGAAUAAUGUUGACUUGUUUAAAUCAUCUGGGAAGAGCACUGCAGCAGCAUCUGAAGUGACUGGAAAAUUGCCUUCAAAUAAAUCAAAAUCAAAUGAAACAUCCGGAAGGGUUUUGACUGAAAAUAAGAAGUCGGUCUCAAACCUAACUGGUCAGAAAUUGAAUGCUUCUAUGAGUAUUAAACCAACCCAGCAUGACAAUCAUAUCGAUGAUGCAGAUAAUGAAACCCUGUCAAUCAAGCCUAUAGGAACUAUAUUGCCUCCAGCUCCUAUGAGUAAAGGUUUAAAACAAAGCAAGCAGCUUGAUGAUGCAGAUGAUCAGACCCUGUCAGUCAAGCCUAUUAGAAGUGUAUUGUCUCCACUAGAUGCUGAUUCAGAGAAAGGUUUGGUGGAUUCAUUUAAAGAAGCCAGAUCCUCAAUAUUGUUGGAGGGUGUGGUAGGAAAGCAAAAGUUGGGAGAUGUUGAGGACAAGCUGGUGCUGAAUCAUGAUCUCCCAGAGUCAAUUGGUAUUCAAGAAGAACAAGUAUGUGUAAAUGAAAGUCAGAAAAGAAGCUCCAGGCUUGGUAGUCUUGAUGGGGAGAGUGAUAAGAGACAGGAGUUUAAGAUGAACCAGUCUUGGAAGACAUCUGGGAAGAGAAAACAAAUCAAGAAAAAUGAUAGAAGAGGACUGGGUGUGUCCUCACAAUUGUUUACAGAAAAAGAUGCGCUCUCUAAAGCCAAAACCAAAACGCGGCCUGUAAAAGAAGGGUCUAGCCAUCAGAGGAAAACUCGUAGUGAGACUAAAAGUUUCCAGACUCCUGAACGUGUUGUGCCCGCAGGUUUUGCAGCUGGUCCUAAUUAUGAAUAUUCCCUCCACCAUUCAGCAGGUUGGCUUGAUGAGUAGGUUUUACAUGUAAUACAGUGUAUGAUUUAGAUUUAAGGAAUUUUGAUAUAUGUAUUGUACAUAGAGAUUUUGGAUUUUGGUUCUCUUAGAUUAGUCGGAUAAGCUUAUUUCUUUGCCA
This is a messenger RNA of Lathyrus oleraceus (garden pea), 2945 nucleotides long. Its product is annotated as protein ENHANCED DOWNY MILDEW 2. The transcript has 11 exons. The record is from RefSeq and is a predicted model, not a curated record. The coding region runs from base 218 to 2827 and encodes 869 amino acids. NCBI's taxonomy places the organism in Eukaryota, Viridiplantae, Streptophyta, Magnoliopsida, Fabales, Fabaceae.